Sclerotinia borealis F-4128 is the source of this 906-nucleotide messenger RNA. The record is from the annotation of a GenBank genome assembly. Lineage: Eukaryota; Fungi; Ascomycota; Leotiomycetes; Helotiales; Sclerotiniaceae.
AUGUUCUUCAAGAAAAUUAUAUCAGCGGUACCUACCAAAUCGACGGUCCUCGUCCCCCUUUACAUUUAUCCUUCCCCCGGUGCAUGGGAACGCUUACUUUCAAGGCAAGUCGGGGGCAUCUCCACGUAUCCGGGUAUCAAAUUCAUUGUCGUGGUUAAUCCUCACAAUGGUCCAGGGCAAUCACUUGAUACUAACUACAAAAGAGAGAUUCGAAAAUUGAACUUAUGCCCUAACGUUGAGGUUGUCGGCUAUGUUUCCACUGCAUAUGCAAACAGGCAAUAUUCGAGUGUUCUAGAAGAUGUGAUGAUCUACGCGGGGUGGAGGCUCGAAGAUGAUGGGCUUGGUGUGCGAGGCAUAUUCUUUGACGAAACUCCGAACCAAUGGACGGCAUCAAAUGCUUCAUUCUUGGGGAACAUCAACGCCGCGGUAAAAAGCUGUUCUAAUCUGGGAGCAGAGCCUCUUAUCAUUCACAACCCAGGAACAAUUCCACACUGGAGAUUGAUGUCUGGUUCUUGUUUACCGGAUGUUACUGUAGUAUUCGAGGCAACACACCAGACGUAUCACGAAAGCGGUUGCGAGAAAGCUCUUAAGGAUCUCAACGUGGAUCGGGGACGUUUGGCGUGCGUGAUGCACUCUGUACCAGCUCCUUUGAUGACUACAUAUUCCGACGUAGCAUCUGAGAUUCAAAAGCUGAAGCCAUUUAUGGGGACAUUCUUCAUCACUACCUUUGAGGAGGAUCUGGAACGGGAACCUCAUUUCGUCUCAGCAUCCAUUGCUGCGCCGUGUGUAUUGUAUUGGUAUCUACGUUUUGAACUCAAUUGUCAUGUUUUGAAGUCGGAUUCCGCGGAAGCAGCGAGAGCCAUUGGAACGGCAAUACGGGUUUUAGCAUUUUGCCAAGAUAGUUGA